CCCCAAGACCCCCCCGAGCAGAGGGACUGAAGACCCCACAGGAGGAGCAGCAUGGGCCAGUGCAACUGCCGCAAGAAGCGCAAGGACAGCCAGGAGCUCACCGAUGUGGAGCGCGCCAUCGAGACCGUCAUCAACCAGUUCCACUGCUACGCUGUGAAAGGGCAGAAGGAGUACCUGACCCCCAACGAGAUGCGGGAGCUGGUGGUGCAGAAGCUGCCCCAUUUGGGGAAGUGCGUUGGACCCCUGGAUGAGAAGAUCGAGUGCAUGGGAGACCCUGAUGAGGCCAAACUGGAGUUCGGGGAGUACUGGGACAUGAUGGGGGAUGCAGCCAAGGGCUGUCGGAGGAAGUAGGGCCGGGGGGGGGUGGGAAGGCGCCGCUUCGGCCCCGCGCCACGAGGAGCUCCUCGGCCCCGCAGCGCCGCAGCGAGAGGGACUUUGCUCCUUUCCCCCAAACCCCUCCGAUGUGGGGCUCCGGAUCAGCACCGAUGGCACCGUCAGUGGUUUGGGGGUGUUUUCUGCCCCCCCCUCUCCAUCCUGGUGACCGCAGUCCCUGCACGGGUGUGGGGUCCCCGUGCCCCCUCUGAUGGCUGCGCUCGGGGUGGGCCGGUGGCGGGAUGUCAGCUGCUUGCGGCACAUGCAACCGUUUUUGUAUAAAUUAAUAAAGGAAAAAUGGAACAAAACAACAGCUGGAAUGGGACGGCCUUGCUCUGUCAUGGGAAAAAGGGAGAGGGAGGGACGGGGCUGCGCUGCUGGGCUGCGCGUCCCACUGCAGAGCACGAGGGUGCGAGGUGCA
Molecule: messenger RNA, 793 nt
Organism: Phasianus colchicus (ring-necked pheasant)
Lineage: Eukaryota; Metazoa; Chordata; Aves; Galliformes; Phasianidae
Product: protein S100-A14
Biological process (GO): positive regulation of monocyte chemotaxis; positive regulation of granulocyte chemotaxis; response to lipopolysaccharide
Cellular component (GO): perinuclear region of cytoplasm
Molecular function (GO): chemokine receptor binding; calcium-dependent protein binding; calcium ion binding
Source: RefSeq, a predicted model, not a curated record